Toxotes jaculatrix (banded archerfish) is the source of this 2494-nucleotide messenger RNA. RefSeq lists its product as uncharacterized. The coding region runs from base 1 to 1296 and encodes 431 amino acids. NCBI's taxonomy places the organism in Eukaryota, Metazoa, Chordata, Actinopteri, Toxotidae. Gene Ontology annotation, molecular function: protein binding. The record is from RefSeq and is a predicted model, not a curated record. The transcript has 4 exons.
AUGCCUUCGCUGCUGCAGCUUCCCGCCGAGCUGUGGCUGCAGGUGUUCAGCUUCCUGUCCUGGAGAGACAAACUGAGCGUGCGCUGCACGUGCUCCCUCUUCAGACACCUGUUGGAUAGAUCCCCCCUCCUAUGGCGGGACUUCAGCGUCGUGCUGCGGCACUUCUCGAGGUACAACCGCUCGUUCUGGCGCAGUCUGGCUCAGAGGCACGUGGGCAGAGUGUCAGUGCGUUCGGGGAAGCGGAAACACCUGAGGGAGUUGUCCACCUGGCUUCCUGUUCUCCACGCGCUGCGACUGGACGACUGGAGAGAGGGUGGCGCUGAUGAGCUGAAACUCUUCCACCAGCUGCAGCGACUAUCUGUCACGUCCUGUUCUGCGCCCCUGAAGAACCUAGACUUCCUGCUUCCUCUGAGUCAUCAGCUGACGGAGCUCAGCCUCUGUAAUGUGCAGCUCACCUGUCCGGCCUCUCACGUGUUGGAUGCUGUCAGUCAGCUGACUCAUCUCACCUCACUGGUGCUGCAUCAUGACGGUAGUCUGAGAAUCCCGACGCUCAGCGGAGUCCUGACUCACCUGACCGAGCUCAAACACCUGUCCUGGACCAUGAUCACCUACAGGACCCUGUCACGUGACUUCUUCAGCCCCGCCCAUCUCUCAGCAGGUGGCGGCACUCUGCAGCUGUCUGACCUGCAGUUGUUGAACUAUGAUGCCGGGGUGACGCAGGAAGUUCUGCAGCCUUUGUCCCGCCUCCGCAGCCUGUCAGUGUUCCACCUGUAUUCUGUACCUGGGCCCACAUGUCACCUACGAACAUGGCUGACAUCACUGCCACAGCUCCGCAGUCUCAGUGUGCACGGAGGCCAUCCUCUGGCUGCGUACGCAGACUUUCUGCCAUCCUCCCUCCUCAGCCUGACUCUCUGUGUGGAUCUGCAGCCUGAGGAUCUGCAGGUGGUGUCACUCAGAGCUCCUCAGCUAGAGCACCUGCACCUGGAGCCGUGGAGCUCCUCCUCCAACCUUGUCAGACUCCUCCCACAGCUGUUCCCUCACCUGAGGACGCUCCGGAUCAGACAUUACCACGUUUCAGAUGACGACUUCCUGUGGCUGCGGCAGCUGCGGCGUCUCGACACUCUGGAGGUUCUGGAUUCGUACUACAGACCUGACCCGACAGACCCGAGCUGGGUCGUCUAUGAGCCGAGUCCUCGUCUGCUGCGGCUCAUCUCCGAGUUACAGGCCGUGACUGAUCACAGAGUCCGAGUCAUCACCAGUUCACACAGAGAUCCGCUCACCUGUCUGUGUGUCUGACCAGUCAGCAUCUGGUCAGAACACCUGGAGUGACAUCACUGGCGGAGGUGGGGCUUGUUUUCAGUGAAACAAAGAUUUCAAAGGAUUUCAUUUGUUUUUCAGUUUUUUGGAGGCGAAACGAUUCAACGUUAAAGUCGUUUCUGUAUUUCUUCAAAUAAAAACCAGCAGUCGGUUAAAAGCUGUCGCGUGGUAAGUAAAUCCAGUCACUGUGGGCGAAUGUCCAAGGCAGCUGUAGUUUGUUGUAACGGACAGUUGUCCUUGUUGUCCUUUAAUCCCAAGCAGCUAUUAUUGGACACAGUUAGCCUUUCACAUUAAAAGCCCUGUUAAGAAAUGAAGGUUUUCUGCUGCUGGAGGGAUUUUGAUUUGAAACGAGGAAGUGUUGAGUUUGAAUCAACCUCAUAAUCCGUUAACUUUAACACGACAGAUGGGAGCCAAUCAAAAUGAGUUUGUACUGAAAUCGGAUCAAACAGGGAGGAGCAGAAACAGACACCUGUUUCCUCCUGCAGGUGAAUAAAGGCCUCGGUCGCUAUUUGAGGAAAUACGUUUUUUCACUGAAAGUGCCUUUUCUGGAGAAAUGUGUGUGACUGCUGCUCUCACUGCUCCAGCCUCACAGAUUGAUGCGACUGUCAGAAAAAACAAAUCAACCAAAAUAAUAGAAAACCGUUUCUUCUCGUGUCGUUCCUGAGUUUUUCACCAUGAACACAAAGUGCUGUAAAACAGUUGGUAACAUGUUUGACGUGUUGCUUACAUGUACAAACUAUGAAUGUGUUUGACACUAACGCUCAUUCACUGCCAUUCAGAAACAUGGACACAAUAUUUAUACUUAAGGUGCUGUAACAUGAAAAAGAUAAAACAGUGAAAUGAUGAAGAAUGAAAGUUAGAAAAAAGAGAAAUCAUGUGAUUGACAGCAGAAAUACACUCGGAGGAAAACAAAGCACCUGCUGCACUUUCACCUUCUGUAACUUUAAAGUUUGAGUUUAUUUAUGGAAUUAAAACAUUCACAGUAAAUCAGUUUGUUUUCAUGUUUAAGUUUUAUCGGAGGGUCUGAUCGUUCUCUCACCGUUUUUCUGAAACAUCAGCUUUAACCCGAGGCUCUUCGCGGUUUGUCUGGUGAUGUUACGUCAUACAAACCAGCUCUUAUGAUUAUUGUUCCAGAAUAUUUUGAAUUUAAAAAUUUCAGACUAAAUCAUAUUUAGGU